Molecule: messenger RNA, 993 nt
Organism: Acaromyces ingoldii
Lineage: Eukaryota; Fungi; Basidiomycota; Exobasidiomycetes; Exobasidiales; Cryptobasidiaceae
Product: DUF125-domain-containing protein
Exons: 2
Coding region: 164-925 (253 amino acids)
Biological process (GO): intracellular manganese ion homeostasis
Cellular component (GO): fungal-type vacuole membrane
Molecular function (GO): iron ion transmembrane transporter activity; manganese ion transmembrane transporter activity
Source: RefSeq, a predicted model, not a curated record
CCGGGGCCAAUGAGCUCGGCCUGAUUGCGAACUUUCCCAAAGAGGCAAACCUAAAGACGGAGAGGAAGCCGAUGCUAGCUCGCUCUGGUCUAGAAGCCACAGGCUAGAAAGUGGGCCAUGGCGGGAGCUUCUCUCUUCACCCCAUCGUCUCUCUCACACAAAGAUGGACUUUGAGAAAGAGGAGCAGCAACAUCUUCAGCAGUGCGAGGACGAGGUUGAGCAACGGGGCUGGGUCAGCUCGGAUGUCAUUCGCGAUGCCAUCAUUGGGCUCAGCGAUGGCCUCACCGUGCCCUUUGCCCUCACGGCCGGCCUCUCUGGCACGGGCAACCCAAGGCUCAUUGUCGUUGCAGGCUUCGCGGAGCUGGCAUCGGGUGCAAUCUCGAUGGGCAUUGGAGGCGCCCUGGGCUCCCACGCAGAGAUGCAGCACGUCUCGGCGACACGGAAGCGCGUGUUGCAGCGAGCGAUGCAGAUGACGCCCCGAGCAGCACAACAGGCCAUCGGGACGGUGCUCGGCCCCUUUUCCGUCUCGCCGCGCGUUGCAAAGGACCUGGCAAAGGAUCUCGACGACGACCGCGAGUCUCUGGGCUUCUUCUUGCUCAAGAUGGAGGAGGGCCUCGAUGACAAGGCGUCGGAGCAAGAGAGGCGGCGUGUUUGGCAGUCUGGACUCGUCAUUGGACUCAGCUACCUCGUCGGCGGACUCAUUCCUCUCCUGCCCUAUGUCUUCUUUAGCACAGUCAGGCACGGUCUUGCCUGCUCUGUCCUUGUCACCGCCCUGGUCCUCCUCGUGUUUGGUGCCGUCAAGGAGAAGCUCGUGGGAGGCACCGGCGGGUGGCGCGGCCAGCUAGCCUCGGCGCUUUCGACGCUCUUUGUGGGCGCCAUCGCCGCUGGCUCCUCCUGCGUCAUCGUCAGGGCUCUGGAAGGGUAGUUGUUUCCUCGUUCACACUUGUAUUUCUAGCACUGUUCAGUCAUCGAUGGGCUCUUAUUUAGACUGAU